CCGCGCUCGCCUUCCCGCAGCACCCCCUGCGCCUCCGUGCAGCCCCACCGUGCCCUCCCGCGUGGAGUGGGAAGGGGAAAGGAUUUGUGGCAGUAUCUUGCCCGGGCACGGCCGGGGUUGGGAACAGAAGGAGCCAGGCUGGCCGGACCGGUGUUUUGCCGCCUGGAGGGUGAUCCCCUCCCUGCCGCAGGCAGGACGCCUUCGGGCUUCCCCGGCGUUUCCCAAGGCUCCCACAACCUGACCUACUUCCUCGGCCGCCUGUGCCGGGAGGAGCCGCUGCGGGGCUCGGCCGAGCUGCUCCCCCAUGCCGGGGGCUGCACGAGCAUCCACUCCCCUGCUGCACCACCAUGGGAACAUCCAUAUCCCUCAUCCCCAUGCACAGCCCGUGGCACCCCAGGCAUGCCAGAUCCUUCCAGAGAGUCCGUCCCUGGUGCCCUUCGUGGGGUGCUGAUGCCCGGAGCAGGUGCUGGGCUCGCAGAGGGAGGUGACAGCGCAGGCCGGGAGCUGUCAGACAGUGCUGGUACUGGGCUUUUCUCUAAUUCUCCAUGGCAGCAGCACAGGGUCCUGUGACCUGUGAGCCUGACACCCGUGUCCUCGGCACCUACCUCUCCUCGGAGCCCGUCGGCGUCGUUGGCAGCAUGGGCAGCGUGGGCAGCCUGGUGGAGAAGCAGGAUCUGUCCCCUCUGGAGCUGCGGGCCCCGCUGGGGGGCUCACGGGGGCUUCGGCAGCCUGAUGGCUUGUUGCGGAAGGGGCCGAGCCAGCGGGAGCUCUUCGGGUACCUGCACGGGGCCAAGAAGGAGAUGCGGUCGGAGCGGAAGCAUCAGAUGUCGGGUGCCUGCUACAAGAGGGACUACGAGAGUGACCGCGAGAACCGAUCCCCCGAGCGCUGCUCCCGGGAGCAUCACCGUGGGGCUGACUUCUCCAAGAGCUCCCUGCCGGAGCGGGGCCGCUUCGACAAGUGCCGUAUCAGGCCCUCGGCCUUCAAGGCGGUGGCUGGGAAGGGGCUGGUCUCCAUGCAGGGCCUGUCCUCAUCCAAGGGGCAGAAGUUGUCCAAGAGCAAUGGGAGCCUGCACACGCUGCUGUCGCAGAGUAGCACAGCAGCCCCACAGCAUGGCCCGCUCCGCACCCACCUGCUCCACGCCAUCAGCCUGGAUGAGGCCUCUGACUCCAGCCACAACUCCAUCCAGAGCUUCCCGUCCUACGGCUCCCGCCUCAAGCCUGCCCAGAGCCAGUUCAGCGCCUCCAUGGGCCACAUUAACCACAUUGGGGGCUCCUUGGACAGGGUCUCCCGCAGCCCCAGGGACCCCCUGGCCCCUGAGAAGGUGCCCCUGUCCUGCAAAAGCAUGGCCACUCUGAGCCGGCUGCAGAGCCCCGGUGAGCCCCCACCACCCUAUGAGUUCUCCUACUCGCUGGAGGAUGCGGUGAAGCAGCUGGAGGAUCGGCUGCAGGAGACAGGAGGGGAACUGCGGCAGCUCAAGAGGAGCCUCAGCGAGACCGAAGACCCCUUCACGCAGGUGUUUGAGGACAAGCAGCGGCUGUGGCUGGACGAGCUGGAGGACCUGAAGCAGAUGUACAUGGCCCGGCUGCAGCAGGUGAUGCAGCAGGCACAGCGUGGGCAGCGGGCACUGCAGCUGCAGCUCUACAAGGCACAGCAGGAGAAGAAGCGGCUGCAGGAGGAGCUGAGUCUGCAGCAGUGCCAGUGUGAGGAGCCCAAGCUCCGACAGCCCCAGGGCGAGCGUGGCAGCCCCAAGCUGGAGGAGACCAAGUGGGAGGUGUGCCAGAAGGCAGCAGAGAUCUCCCUGCUGAAACAGCAGCUCCGGGACACCCAGGAGGAGAUGGCUCAGAAGCUGGGUGAGAUCUUCAGCCUGAAGACGCAGCUGCGGGAGGCCAAGGCGGAGGUCCAGGCCAGGGACUCCCAACUGGCACAGCUGGCAGACUCCUUCCAGAGUCCCCCAGAGCCCAGCACCUCGAUGCCUCUGGGUGACGACCCCAUGCCGUCGUGCCAGGACUUCCCUGGCUGCGAAACUGAUGACUCCAAGUGCCGGGGCCUCCACAGCGACUCGGCGGAGCCCCUGGAGCGGCAGGUGGAGUGGCUGUGGGCAGAGCUGCUGCGGGAGCGGCGUCAGGGCCAGCUGCAGGCUGUGAACUUUGAGCUGGAGAGGAAAACGUGGCAGGAGGAGAAGGAGAAGGUGCUGCGGUACCAGCGGGAGCUCCAGGCCAGCUACAUGGAGAUGUACCACCGGAGCCAGGCGCUGGAGCGGGAGCUGCGACAGCUGCGGUCGGAGUCCAGGGAGGUCGGGACUGACUCGCCCUGGAUCGAGCGGGUGGAGUCCUCGAAGAUCUGAGGGAUGGGAUGCCAGUGGGACUGUGAAGGGGGAACAUCUCUUGGUGCUGCAGUGGGACGAUCUCAGGGUGUGCACAAGGACUGGCCGCUCAUCGCUGCCCUGGGCCGAAGGACCGAUUGCAACAAGGGAGCUUUUCCUUCUUGCAGCGCUUCAGGCCCUUCUGGAGGGGGUCUCUGGAGAGCAGUGGGGCCAUCUGUGCCAGGGUAGGGGUCUUGCAUGUGCCCCAUGCUCUGACUCUGGGAGCGUUUGCCCUGUGAUUCCUUCUGCCAUGGGGGCAGAAACCAAGCGCCCUGUGAAACAUUCCCUGUCCCUCCUGCUCUGCUGUCCCUGUUCCCGCAACCCAGUAACUUAAUGUCUUGUGAGGAGGGGCUUGAGCCCUGUCCCCACCCCACUACCUUGCUGUGGGACUUCCACCUGCUGCUCGCAGUGGCCACCUUGUCAGCAUGGCCCUGGAGCUGCUGGUGCCACUAGGAAGGCAGAGGAGGAAACCUGAUGAGUGCUGGUACUGCUGGGAGGGGGCAGCUGCCCCAGCACCUCUGCUGGGGCUUCCCAUGUCCCCAUUGUGGCUCUGCAAUGGAGGUGAUUGAUGCAGCUUCCCUCGGGCUGAGAGGGGCGCGUGCCUUGUGCAGGGAGGGAUGGAAACUGGUGCCCUGUCACACUGGGAGGAAUUGGGGGGGGAAUAGAACAUGUGGGCAGGGAUGUGCUGGAGCUGGGGAAGAGACUGGGGUCUCCCCUUGCAGGGUGGGUAAGGGAGAGCUGGGGGAGCUCCAAGGCGCUGGGAGGAAGGAGCCCUGCUCUGUGUCUGUAACAGCAGAGCCACAUGAAGGCCAGGCCCGACCUCACACCCCGUUCCUGCAAUAAACCUGUAUUUCUCUC
Messenger RNA from Myiozetetes cayanensis, 3221 nucleotides. It is a transcript of the gene N4BP3, whose product is annotated as NEDD4 binding protein 3. The transcript is spliced from 5 exons. Bases 546 to 2345 code for a protein of 599 amino acids. The record is from RefSeq and is a predicted model, not a curated record. NCBI's taxonomy places the organism in Eukaryota, Metazoa, Chordata, Aves, Passeriformes, Tyrannidae. Gene Ontology annotation, cellular component: cytoplasmic vesicle.